This is a messenger RNA of Rhodotorula graminis WP1, 1635 nucleotides long. RefSeq lists its product as uncharacterized. The transcript is spliced from 9 exons. Gene Ontology annotation, biological process: S-adenosylmethionine biosynthetic process. Gene Ontology annotation, cellular component: cytosol. Bases 17 to 1171 code for a protein of 384 amino acids. The record is from RefSeq and is a predicted model, not a curated record. NCBI's taxonomy places the organism in Eukaryota, Fungi, Basidiomycota, Microbotryomycetes, Sporidiobolales, Sporidiobolaceae. Gene Ontology annotation, molecular function: methionine adenosyltransferase activity; ATP binding.
CACCUCUGCUCCGAUCAUGUCCAACACCUUCCUGUUCACCUCCGAGUCCGUCGGCGAGGGCCACCCCGACAAGAUCUGCGACCAGGUCUCGGACGCCAUCCUCGACGCGUGCCUCGAGCAGGACCCGUGGUCGAAGGUUGCCUGCGAGACGGCCGCCAAGACCGGCAUGAUCAUGGUGUUCGGCGAGAUCUCGACCAAGGCGCACGUCGACUACCAGAAGGUCAUUCGCGACACGAUCAAGCGCAUCGGCUACGACUCGAGUGAGAAGGGCUUCGACUACAAGACGUGCAACGUCCUCGUCGCCAUCGAGCAGCAGUCGCCCGACAUCGCCCAGGGCCUCGACCACGGCUCGCUCGAGAACCACGGUGCCGGCGACCAGGGUAUCAUGUUCGGCUACGCCACCAACGAGACGCCCGAGAUGAUGCCCCUCACCCUCGUCCUCGCCCACGGCCUCAACGUCAAGAUGUCGGCUCUCCGCCGCAACGGCGAGCUCGGCUGGCUCCGCCCCGACUCGAAGACGCAGGUCACGGUCGAGUACGAGAAGCUGCCCAACGGCGCCGUCAAGCCCCUGCGCGUCGACACGGUCGUCAUCUCGACCCAGCACGCCGAGGAAAUCUCGACCGAGGACCUGCGCUCGGAGCUCAUGGAGAAGGUCGUCAAGUCGGUCAUCCCCGCCAACCUCCUCAACGACAAGACGGUCUACCACAUUCAGCCGUCCGGCCGCUUCGUCAUCGGUGGCCCGCAGGGCGACGCCGGCCUCACCGGUCGCAAGAUCAUCGUCGACACGUACGGCGGCUGGGGCGCGCACGGUGGUGGCGCCUUCUCGGGCAAGGACUGGUCGAAGGUGGAUCGUUCGGCCGCCUACACUGCCCGCAUGCUCGCCAAGUCCCUCGUCGCGGCCCACCUCGCAGAGCGCGUCCUGGUGCAGCUCUCGUACGCUAUCGGUGUCGCCGAGCCGCUCUCGAUCUUUGUCGACUCGUACGGCACGGUCGCCGAGGGCAAGACCGACGCCGACCUGACGGCCAUCCUCCUCAAGAACUUCGACCUCCGCCCCGGCGCGAUCGUCAAGCUCCUCGGCCUCCAGAAGCCCAUCUACGGCAAGACGGCGCACGGUGGCCACUUCGGCCGCAACGACGUCCCCUGGGAGGAGGUCCGCAAGCUCGACUUCUGAGCUCCUCGGCUUUCCUAGAGUGUAGAGCCCUUCCCUUCUGUCCUUCCCGCGUCCCUCAGCAGUACCUUUCCUUCCUUCCUCGGGCCUUUCGCGCGUUCUGUACAGCACCACCACCACCCUAGAGCAUUCUGAGCUCCGGUCGAUCCACCUCUGCCCCUCCCCUCCCUCCCUCGUCCUCGCCCUCCCCACCGUCCGACCCGCUCACAGCGCUCGGGCGCGGUUCAACCUCGCGCCGCCGUACCCCCACCUCGUUCAACGAUACCCUCAUCCCUCGACCCUCUCCUCGUUCUCCCCCUCGUCGUGCGUCGUGACGCCGACGACGGCCGUCGAGCCUCGCCCGUUCGUCUAGCGCCUCCCUCGUCCUCCUCCCUCCCUCCUUCUCCUCUCUCUCUCUCUCUCUCGUCACCCACCUUGCCUCAGCAUCUAUCGCAUACUCCCCUGAAAAUCGACCGCGUCAACCGCGA